Diorhabda carinulata is the source of this 2019-nucleotide messenger RNA. RefSeq lists its product as uncharacterized. Lineage: Eukaryota; Metazoa; Arthropoda; Insecta; Coleoptera; Chrysomelidae. The record is from RefSeq and is a predicted model, not a curated record. The transcript is spliced from 8 exons. Gene Ontology annotation, molecular function: GTPase activator activity. Gene Ontology annotation, biological process: signal transduction. Bases 285 to 1739 code for a protein of 484 amino acids.
GGCAGCAAUGCUAACUGCUUCCUGUCUGUUUACAAUCGGUGGCAUGUAAACAAUUUGUUCUAAAUUAAAGAGGCGAUAUUAAGGUGUGGUUGGAUAAAAAAAAGAUUAUAAAAAUGACCAAUUCUAAAAUUGUUAUAAUGUGUUUUAGUAGAUAUAAAGUGCGUGUUAUGUGAUUUUAGUGUGUAUGUGUUUUUGUUUGUAUUGUAAUUAGUUUAAAUGUCAAAAGGUUUAGGUUAUGCACCAGUGGUCAUACUAGAACUACCAAAACCCAUCUUUUUCUUGAAAUGAGCAAUUGGGCAGCUAGAAUGCAUCGGCGAGCUGCCACUUUUGGUAAUGUUGUCACCUCCUGUGGCCACCCUACAGGACCCUUUCCUCGCCGUCUUGAAAAAGUCAAAUUUGGCGUUCCUCUGGAAGAAGUCUGUAAGAAUGAUAUUCCGGGACCACUUUUGGUACUUAUAUUAAAACUCAACAAAGAAGCACCAUAUAGAAAAGAUGUGUUCAGAGCACCUGGUCACCAAGGAGCCAUGAAGAAACUGAUACAUUUUUUACAGACUGGAAGACUGGUCAAUAUGGACAAUUUCAGUGUGCAUACAAUAGCAAGUGUUCUAAAAAAGUUUCUUAGAAAAGUACCUGGUGGUGUGUUCGGUAGAGACAUUGAAAAUAAAUUUUUCCAAAUUGCAGAUGUUAUGGAUUUUCGGCAACAACAAGAAGAAAUACACAAAAUAAUCAUUUCAUUACCUUCAUACACUCAAAGACUGUUGGUGUUAUUGUUUGGUACAUUCAGGGUAAUAGCUUCAAAUAGUGAAAAGGCAGCUACUGGUAUGACAAGUGAAGCUUUAGGAGUAAGUGUUGCACCAAGUUUUUUUCAUUCAUGUGUUAGUGAUGGCAAAACUGCAAGAAUGGAAGAUGUUACAAAGUUUAAGGUUGCUUCGAGAGUAAUGAAACAUUUAAUAGAUGAAUUUGCAAGCUCUAAUCUCUUUGGAAGAGAGAAUUAUGAGUACUAUGCUAGAGUUACAGGACGUGUGUUAAGAAUACAAGGUGAAUGGAUCUGUUCAUUCCAGUAUCCGCCACCCCCAUCAAAUGGUUCUUUUCCUAAUGAAUAUACGGCGCUUGAAAGAUAUUUGCUUGCUAUGUCACAAAUGGAUGAAUGUCAGUCAACACCAACUUUAUUAGAAGCUGGAAUAGAACCGCAAGUGAGCCUUAGUUCUUUAGGAAUUAUCGUCGGACACGAACUUCUUGAGUCUUGUACGCGGCUUUCGGUGUCAUUGGAACAAAAUGGUCUAUUUCAGAGUAAUGUUUCUCGGUCUUUGAGUGCAAGUCAAUCUUCAAGACUUAGUCAAAAUUAUUCAGGUUUAAAAAUGACGUUGGAGGAACUAAAAGCUGUUAACAAAUACGCAGAGAGUACAAGAAGCUUAAGUUAUUUAUUGCAAGUGCAUGAAAGACAAACGGAAAGAAUGAAAACUAGAUCUCAAUGGUUCCUAGGUCCUCAAGUAGAUUGUGCUGGUUGUUGCAGUUCUUUAGACUUACCCCUUAACGAAAUGGAUGUAUCCGCUUUGACUAACGCAUUUUUAAGAAAAUCCUCUUCUGGGACCAUAGUUGGCAUUGCUGGGUUAUCUAUAAGUGCAGAAUCUGUCCAGAAACGGCCAAGUGUUAAACGUACAAAUUCCAGAGAUAAAAGGCUUCUUCAUAGAUCGACUAGUAGACGAAAUAAGGAAAAUAAUCCACGUCCAAACAUCUAGACUUUUUUUUAAUUCCACAUUGAAAUUAUGUAUUGAAUCGUAUAUUUGUGGUUUAUGGAAUGAUAUAUUGAAUUUUAAGAUUUUUGUGUACCAUAUUUAUAUUAUAUGGAAAAAUGUCUGAAAUAUUAACUGGUUCUAUUUAAAACCAGCCCAACUAUCUGUGAUACUAGUUUAUAGAAAAUUGAUGUAUUAUUUAUAACUAUAUAUCUUUAAAUGCCAUUGUGUUCAAUGUCUAUUUCCUUGUUUCAAGAUUCUUUGAAAUAUAAAUCAACAUUUACAA